This is a messenger RNA of Aedes albopictus (Asian tiger mosquito), 3136 nucleotides long. RefSeq names its product major facilitator superfamily domain-containing protein 1. Gene Ontology annotation, biological process: transmembrane transport. The transcript has 7 exons. The record is from RefSeq and is a predicted model, not a curated record. Gene Ontology annotation, molecular function: transmembrane transporter activity. Gene Ontology annotation, cellular component: lysosome. NCBI's taxonomy places the organism in Eukaryota, Metazoa, Arthropoda, Insecta, Diptera, Culicidae. Bases 405 to 2051 code for a protein of 548 amino acids.
AUCGCAGUUCGUCAUCAUCCGUCACUGAAUUAUUUUAUUUUUGCCAUCAUCAGUGAUUCGUGGUUUAGGUAGGUGCUAAAAAGUUUUGUUUAUAACAUACCCAGUCUAAUUAAAAAGUAGUUUAUUUUUGGACGGAAGCGCGUUGUGUACAUUGCAUUUCGAGUUUGGAAGUUUUGCAGUACGUAAACUGAAUAAGUGGCUACGACAAAAGGUGGUUUUGAGGUAUUUGGGAGGAUCCUUUUCCUGACUGACCUUCAACAGCAGCACCAAAAACAGAGGAAACAACAAAGAAAACUUGGAAGACGUUCAACCCUACUAGAGUGCCAAAGAAGCAACGACGCAAGACGCACAAAAUCAAAAAAAACAAUACGGGAUAAACUAGUGCGGAGUCUGCUGGUACUGGAAUGCCGAAAUUGUACGACGAUGACGAAGCGCGAAGGCCAAUCCUCCAGCCGGAUACGGACAGCGAGGAACCGCCGGCGACGGGAUCGAGAAUUCUCCGCCAAAGCGACGACGAUGAGCUGAGCCAGGGAAGGACCGGGUGUGGGACCAGCGCUUGCUGUAACCCUAGCUCCGCCCUGCACCGGUUUAUGGCGCUUAUUCUGAUGUGCCUAGUGGGAUUCGGUUCAUACUUUUGCUAUGAUAACCCGGGAGCUCUACAGGACAAGUUCAAAUCCGAUCUGGAUCUUUCGACGUCGCAGUUCGUGUGGCUGUACUCGAUUUACUCGUGGCCCAAUGUGAUCCUGUGCUUCAUCGGAGGAUUCCUUAUCGAUCGGGUGUUCGGCAUCCGGCUGGGAACCAUCAUCUACAUGUUCAUCCUGUUGAUCGGCCAGCUGAUCUUCGCCACCGGUGGACUGAUAAACCAGUUUUGGUUGAUGAUUUUGGGACGGUUCCUGUUUGGUAUUGGCGCAGAAUCGUUGGCCGUGGCACAGAAUAACUACGCCGUUUUGUGGUUCAAGGGAAAGGAACUGAACAUGGUCUUUGGCCUGCAGCUUUCGUUCGCACGUGUCGGCAGUACCGUGAACUUCCUGGUCAUGGUUCCGGUCUACAACUAUGUCCGGAACAUGGGCUACGAGGGUCACCAGUGCAUGGGCGUAGUUCUGCUGAUAGCCACUCUGACUUGUGUCAUGUCGAUGCUUUGUGCUCUGGUUCUUGGCUGGAUGGACAAACGAGCAGCUCGGAUUCUCAAGCGGAACGAUAAUCCACCCAACGGCGAAGUGGCCAAGCUGUCCGACAUCGGAACCUUCAAGAUCACCUUCUGGAUGGUGACGAUCAUCUGCGUGGCAUAUUACGUGGCAAUUUUCCCUUUCAUUGCGCUGGGAAAAGUGUUCUUCAUGCGAAAGUUCGGUUUCACCCCGGAAGAUGCCAACACCGUUAAUUCGAUCGUGUACAUUGUGGCCGGAGUUGCGAGUCCGAUCUUUGGAUUGAUCGUUGAUCGAACCGGAAGAAAUGUGCUGUGGGUGUUCCUGUCGAUUGUGGUCACAAUGGUGGCACAUGGUUUGCUGGCUUUCACUUUCUACAAUCCGUACAUUGCCAUGAUCACAAUGGGCAUGGCGUAUUCAAUGUUGGCCAGUAGUCUGUGGCCCCUAGUGGCCCUGAUCGUCCCCGAAUAUCAACUGGGAACGGCCUAUGGAAUCUGCCAAUCAGUACAAAACCUUGGACUGGCCGUUAUUUCCAUGUUCUCAGGCUUGAUUGUCGACGAAGGUGGUUACUUCAUGCUGGAAAUUUUCUUCAUCGGUUGGCUAGUUGUUUCCCUGAUAGCAACCAUCGUCAUCUGGCUGUACAAUUCCAACAACAACGGAGUGCUAAAUAUGUCGCCGGCGGAGCGCGAACUACACGCCAGUAAACUCCUAAUCGAAGAGGACAACAAAACGCUGGAGGGAGUUCAACCGGUUAGUUCGGAAGGUUCGCUGAAUGCCGACCAGCAGCACCAAGGAGAGUCGGAGCACCUGGUACAGCAUCCGGUGGCCCCGGAAUCGAUCCGAAAUCGGUACGUGAGCCGAGUGUUGGACGGGGUCAAUCAGAGCGAUUCGGAACCGCUGAUCGAGUAGAACCCGACAGGGAAUAGUAUUAGAGCUAUGUGUAGUGAUUGAGAAAGGGGGAAAAAAGUUUAUCUAUGUUCGUUAUAUUUUUUUAGGAUUAGACAAAGUUUUGCGUUAAUCGUGUAUAUGUAGGUAUUCUCUGUUCGCAUGUAUUUCGGAAAAGUUUGCUUCCAGCACAAGUUCUGUAUAGGCGCAGGAGUCGGUUCGUGAACGGAUUUUGCUAGAGUAUAAAAUAGGGCAUGCAGGUAAGAGACGUUAUACAAUCGAUAACAUCAUGUCAGAAAGUAUUCCAAGAAGUGAUGGUAGGUACGAAGAAUCUGCGAAGUGUAUAUUUUUUUAUGAAUGGUGAUUUUUAUUAGUAAAAAUAUUAAGCAACACAAAGGAAAGACUUUACAACACAAAUUAAGAAAGUUAUGAACAUGCAUGAUACCAAUGUGUCUCGAUGUUAACUAAUUAUUAGGUAUGAAAAAGUUUCAUGCUAAACGAGUGCAUUUGAAAGACUUAUUCCACAGGUCAGUGAGUGUUUGCAAGUGUGUUGAGUAUAAAUAUGGUUAUUCAUAUUCUAAACUAUUGUAAAAUCAAUCGUUGAAUGUAAUGCAAAGCAUGUUUCACUGUAGAAAAAAAAGGUUGGUGAAAACAAAAAGCAAACAGAAAUUUCCCACUUACACAUAUCUCACUGAAAAGGUAAAACAACUAAUAAACUUAGCUAAAUCAAACAGAAUAUGCCUAUGAUGAAAUAUUGAACUGAUUGCCAAAUUUUAUCGUUUAUCAGAGGGGGAAAGAAAUGUUGAAUUUAACUGUAAAGUCACUCGAAAGAAGAACACCACUCAGUUCUAUUUGAGGUUUCAAUCAAAAGCUAGUAAAUUCCGAAAUUUGAAAUGACUUUUUUUGAAAGUUUGGUAAGGCCGUGUCGAAGGUUUGUAAAAUACAAAAAAAAACUUUUCCUAGUAUAGUAUUCGAGAUUUACAGGCUUUUGAUAGAAACUGAGCAUGAAUUAGGAACUGAAUGAUUUUUGCUGUAUUGUGUAUUACCAGAACAUAUAACAUAUACUGUAUCUCAAACAAUGGAUGUGAAAUCUAAAUUCAAGCAAACAA